AUGGCCAGUAUGCGCAACUGGCUGAACGGCAAACACAAAGGAAAGCGAGUUGUCGUUGUGCAUUGCAAGGCUGGGAAAGGGAGAAGUGGCACCGCCGCUUGUAGCUAUUUGAUCAGCGAACAAGGCUGGAAGGCUGAAGAUGCGCUGAGACAAUUUACUGAGCGACGGAUGAGAGUUGGGUUUGGUCCCGGUGUCAGCAUACCAAGCCAGCUCCGAUAUGUUGGCUACGUCGAUCGUUGGGCGAAUCAGUAUCAUAAAAAGUACAUUGAGCGCCCGGUGGAAAUCGUCGAGAUCCACAUUUGGGGCCUACGGCAUGGGUUGAAGGUGCAAGUGGAAGGCUUUGUGAACGAGGGGCGAAAGAUCAAGUGUUUUCACCGAUUUCAUCGCAGCGAACGCACUAUCAUGGACACCGAAUCACAGGGAAAGGAGGAUAAGUCCAAAUUGAACGGAACUGCUCUUUUGACCAAAGAUGAAAAGGAUGAAUCUAUUUCUGACCCUCCAGUGGCGGCAGCAAAUACUGUGCCUUUCCAAGCCAUCACGACGCCAGAACCGAUCUCCAAGACGGCUGAGAAUGUCACCUUCUUCUCCAAAACAUCUCCUCCCAGUGCAGCGUUCUCCUCUGUGGUUCUUCGCCCCCAUAAACCACUUAUCAUCCCCACUUCAGACAUUAAUAUAGAUUUCGAGAGACGAGCCACAGCGGCAUACACGGGUUGGACGAUGGUUACAUCCGUAGCUCACGUUUGGUUCAACGCUUAUUUCGAAGGUGGAUACGAGCACGAUUCGUCCGUAUUUGAACAAGACUGGGAAGGCCUAGAUGGAAUUAAGGGAACUUAUAGUAAAGGUACCAGAGCCUUUGAUAAGCUCAAGGUCGUUUGGAGAUAUGUGCCAUCUGCCCCUGGCGAAGAACGUGAAAACAUCCCCGGCGGUGCACCGCUUGCUGGCAAGAUCAUUGAGGAGCCAGGUCCCGGCGAAGCAGUCCCCGAGGGACAAGCCGCCAAUUGGCGUGGGGAGGAUGCGAUUGAAGAAAAUAAAAAGGAGCCUGGUGGGCAGGCUUCGUCAGAGUCAGAAGGGGACCUUGCUUCUCAGAAUUCUAGUAGAGAGGAAUAUCCCCCUGCACAGCGAGCACGCAGCGAGCAGCCGCAGUCCCUGAUUAAGCGUGAUGCUUCAUUGCUAUCGAAACGAGGACCACUAUCCGCGGCCGCAAAGAAGUUAGGUCUUCGUCGGCAGAGCUCUGCGACAGCUGGAGUCAGCUUGGUGAAUGCCCGGGGGAAUAUUGGAUCCGGCAAUAGUGGGAACCAGAAGCAAAAGAAAGCAACGUAUCAUGAAGAGCGGGCAGAAGAUAUGUAG
Messenger RNA from Uncinocarpus reesii 1704, 1347 nucleotides. RefSeq lists its product as uncharacterized. Gene Ontology annotation, cellular component: cytosol; nucleus; cell projection. The coding region runs from base 1 to 1347 and encodes 448 amino acids. Gene Ontology annotation, molecular function: phosphatidylinositol-3,4,5-trisphosphate 3-phosphatase activity; protein tyrosine/serine/threonine phosphatase activity; protein tyrosine phosphatase activity. The transcript has a single exon. The record is from RefSeq and is a predicted model, not a curated record. NCBI's taxonomy places the organism in Eukaryota, Fungi, Ascomycota, Eurotiomycetes, Onygenales, Onygenaceae. Gene Ontology annotation, biological process: protein dephosphorylation; phosphatidylinositol 3-kinase/protein kinase B signal transduction; regulation of phosphatidylinositol 3-kinase/protein kinase B signal transduction.